AUUUUGUUGGCGCGAUUUUUAAUUAUUUCUUGGAAAAUAACUGAUAUUACUGUAAGAUGGUCUGAUCUUGUAAUAAAGAGUAUGUGUUGGAAGUUUUAAUUCUAGCUGUUGUUACUUGUGUGAUUAUUUUUUUAUAGGAAAUUAUUUACAUUACAGCUAAGGGGAUGGUGUUUGUUUACCAUAUAAUUUGUUGUCGUUGUUUAUAAUAGUUGUUGAUGUUGUUGUCAAUGUUCAUGUUGUUGGUGUUGAUGUUGAUGUUGUAGUUGCUUUUUCUGUUGUUGUUGUUGUUAUAUUGUUGUGAGGCCCACCAAGGGUGUAACCCAGGUCGCUUGUCACUCAUUUUGUAGCUGCUUUGUCGCGUUUUAUUGUAAUAAAUGUCGCUGUCACUUUUGACCCAUACACAAAUCGCAAUUUGUUGCUUUUUACCAGUCAGAAGCUGUCGUUUGUCUCUCUUUUUUAGAUAGUCUGUCGCCUCUUUUUAAGGAAUGUUGCCUGUCCGUCAUAACCCCUUGGUGGGCCUCUGUUGUUGUUGACAAUGUUCAUGUUGUUGUUGGUGAUGUUGUUGCUGUUGUUACUGUAUUGUUGCAAUGUUGUUGUUAAUGUUCAUGUUGUUUGCAUAUUGUUGUUGUUGAUGAACAUUGUAGUGUUGUUGUUGUCAAUGUUCAUGUUAUUGUUGCUGUUGAUGUGACUGUAUUAUUGUUGUUGUUGUUGUCAAUUAUCAUGUUGUUGUUGCUGUUGCCACUGUAUUGUUGUUGUUGCCAAUGUUUAUGUUGUUGCUGCAUGUUGCUGUUGCUACUGUAUUGUUGUUGUUGUCAAUGAUCAUGUUGUUGUUGCUGAUGUUACUCUGCUGUUGUUGUUGUCAAUUAUCAUGUUGCUGUUGCUAAUGUAUUGUUGUUGUUGCCAAUGUUUAUUUGGUUGAUGUUACUGUAUUGUUGUUGUCAAUGUUUACGUUGAUGUUGUUGUUGUAAUUGUAUUGUUCUAAAUGUUCCCGAUCAUGUUGUUAUUGUUGUCAACUAACACAUACUAAUACCAGCUAGUUGCCACGUACCGGCCAAUAUAUGCAUUCACAUACUUGAUUUAACCUUUGGAUUAUACAACCCACUAUCAGAACACCAAUAACUAUAGACUUGCAAGUUUUCCAAAAAUCUGCAUGCAUGGAUAAUUGUGUGACAACAAAUGUGCAUGCAAACAUGUCUUGAUUGGGAAAACAUACGAGUAUAAAUAACUCCAGACGAAGGGCGUGCACUCGAAACGUCGAAAUUCCCCUUAUAUUUUUCAGGUUGUUUGCAUCCCUACCAAUGAAAGCUUGUUUAUACUACUUAGUACUAAAUACUAGUUCUAAAAUCAUUUUCAAUUUACCUCUGCCAGAGACCGGUUGGCUUCAAUCAAUCAUCAUAUCAUGUUAUCAAAUCUUCCUGACCAAUUUGGUAAUUAUAAAAUUGUGUGCUGCUAAUUGAUACAAUUUCAGUCUUUGUUCAACAUGAGCUACUGGUGACAUCACUUUUUCUUUAACUUCUUAUCAGUGAAUGCAGUGUGGCUGUGUGUAGUCGCUUUUCUCUGGGGCUUCACAAAUCCUUUUAUCAAGCGAGCGGGAAGUGGCAUUGAGUCGAUCAAAAAAGAAAAUUAUGUGAGCCAGUUUUUAGCCGAAUUAAAGUUCCUUUUUACCAACUGGAAAGUAAGUAAAACAUAAUGCAGGGGUCUGAAAUAUAUUUUUUCAGUAGCAGGAUUCAAAGUUCUAGUAUUCCAUCUGAGGGAUCCUAUAGUUACCAUAAAUUUUAGCAUCCAUGAACCAUGAAAGUGAGUAUACUGCUAUUACUGCUAUUAUUGGUUUAUUUGCCAAAUUUGCUAUUUACAAGAUAUUAUAAUAAAAUAAAGUCGGCAAGGAGACCUCAAGAAGCUUAGAGCUUGUGUGAAUUGCCACGUACCCCAUCUCAAAAUUCAAAGUUACAUAUUUAAUUUAUUAGUAUAAUAUAGUUUCAGUUACAGACAUAUAUAAUGAAAUUGAAAUUAAGUUACAGACAUAUAUAAUGAAAUUGAAACAUAAUGAAGUUAAGAGAGAAAAUUUACGAAAUUGUAUAAUAGAUUUUCCAAUAAUAUAAUUUUAUAUAUUCUUACUCAAUAUUCGAUAAACAUGGUCAUAGCAUAUCAGAGCUAGCUGUUUAACUUCGUUAUUCGUUAAGCAAAAAAUUUCGAAGCUGCAUCUUGAAAGAAGAGAUUGUGUUUAUAACAGUUAUAUUUGUAGGUAAAGAAUUCCAAAUAUUCGGUCCUGAGUAUAAAAUGGUGAACUGUUUAAUAUUAGUUUGACAAGCAUGAGAUCUAUAGUUACCAGCAGAUCUGGUGUUAUAACCAUGUAUUUGAUUGUUUGUUGUAAACAGUUCAUCAAAGCAUGUUGGCAACAUGCAAUGAUGAUAUAAAAACAUAAACUUGCCAAUGUGAAAUGAAUAUAUACAGUACAUGUCUCUCAUUGUUAUAAAUUACAAUUAUAACAACAGAUUUUGUAAUUUUCAGUCGGAAUACAAUUAGUCGUUCACAGUUUGGUAUCCAAAACCAAAUUUUAGUAUCAUGUUGAUGUUGGGAAACUGGAAAUUUCGUGACAUAUGAAUUCUUUAAAAUAGUUUUUGGUUGUUACUUAUAGUGGUAUAUGAUUUGCUUUCUUUAGUAUCUUCUGCCAUUUUUCAUCAACCAACUUGGCUCUGUUGUAUUUUACAUCACAUUAUCAUCAGCAGGUCAGAAAUUGUGUUUUUGUGAACUACUGACAAAUGCGCUCAUUGCCGAUUAGAUUGCAAAUUGUAACAUUCAAGCACAUGCAUGCAAUGUUUUGCAUACACUUUGUUCUCAAGAAUGUACGCCUAUGCGUACCUAUUUUUACUUUUACACUUGGUUUUUCACACAAGUGUUUUAUUCUGUCCAAUGCCAGACGAUUUCACUGACAGCUAAAGCUGAAUUACAAAGGAUGUGGCUCAACCUGUGGGCACUUAUCAGACCACCUGACAGGGACGUUGAGAUGUCAUUAACAUUGGGGGGGGGGGGUAGUGAUCUUUUGAGCAAGUUUUGGCGGACCGUUUGAGCAACUCAGGUUGACUAUUGUUAAUCCAUAAUCAGGUUUUAAUUUUUUAUGACAGAAUUAUCAUUGGCAGUGCCUAUAACAAAUUCUCUUACAUUUGUAUUCACGGUGUUGGCUGGCACUUUGCUGGGAGAAAGUAUAGAAAACAAGGGUAAGUCCGUCUACAGGGUGUUAGCCAGAAAAAAAAUUGGGAAAGUUAAACGUAAAUUGGGAAAGUUUUUUUGACCGAUAUCCCUGUGUAGGAAUAAAUAGUGUUUUUUUCCAACGUGUUUCUCCUUAGAUGCAAACAACGGUAGCUUGGUUUUGUACAUUUCAUUUCCGGUGAAUGAACACUGAAAAAUACACCCGAUGGCACUUCGUUUUGCAUAUUUCAUUUCCGGUGAAUGAACACGGAUACACACGGAUACACACGAUUACACUUUGUUUUGUACAUUUCAUUUCAGUGAAUACACACCCAAUAUGAAUGAAACGCGAUACAUUUUGAGAAAAUAGUUAAUGGGAAAAAGUUCUUUGUAAAUAAUAAGGCCAAAAAAUAAAACGUUCUUUGAUAUAAUAAGGCCAAAAAAAAAUAUGUGGGUUUCCGGUUUCCCGACCCUACCUAUCUUUUGGACGUCGAAAUCCCGACCACUGAACUCGACCCUGAACUUUUUUAUUGGAUCAUGCUUGUAAGUGUUUCCACUUAGAGGAAAAAGUUUGUGGAAAAUUGAAAUUUGAGGAAAUAUUAGGGAAAUUUAUCUUUGGAUGUGGAAGCACUGACUAAACAAAAUGGCGUCCGCUUAUUCGGAAAAUUAAAAAAAAAGUUUAAAAAAAAAAGUUGAAACCGACCUACCCUACCUAAGUUUUUAUAAGAAGAAACCGGAAACCCACAUUUUUUUUUUUUUGGCCUAAUAUAAAAUCAAACACAAUGCACUUUCUCGUCAGAAAAAAUGAUAGACCCAGUUGGGAAAGCCCCUUAGCUAGCUACUUCAAUUGUGAAGAGUUCGUCAAACGGACAGUAUAUGGGCUAGCUAACACCCUGGUCCGGCUACACUAUGAAAGUUUCUGUAAUCACAGUAGGAAUUUUACAUCGGUAAAAGGAUUUGUAAGAAAUAUUUGAGGGAACUGACUGAAUUUCCUCAAACAUUUCGUACAGUCAGAUCCUUCAAAACUUAGAAUGUACCUAUAUGCAAAAUUCCUACUGUGGUCACAGAAACUUUCAUAGUAUAAUUUAUAAACCAGCCUAAGUAUGAGGACCGAUUUUAUGCUGAGAUGCUUAACUGUGCACAAUUCUUCUGAAAUACCAACCCUUUUGGCCUUUAUUUAAGUGUGUUGCGUCCAAUACAGUCACGUGAAAACACGCACGUUGUUACAGAUCUAAGUCUGGAACAAAUUAUCAUCUUGUUACAAGGUUCAUGACUGUAACAGACUUGCGACAAGUUGUUCCAACAAGAAUAAUACAACUAGGCUGUCCGUAACAAGUUGCUACGAGCUUGUUGUCAUUAGUAUAGGUAAUCAUGCGAUGGCGAGUACAAUUAGGGAUUAAUAGUACGAGUGAUGUUUGGAAAUUUUGCCAAAAUUGGACGAGCCGCCGGGGCGAGUCCAAUUUGGCAAAUUUCCAAACAUCACGAGUACCAUUAAUCCCUAAUUGUACGAGCAACAUCGCAUGAUUACUUGUUUAUUAUUAGCAUGACAAAAUUGGAUACGUACUUCUCAAUGUCAGCAUCAUAUUCUCUCGCCAAAGCCCAGUCCCGCCAGACUUUCAACCAAAAUUUGGUGCUUUUGUUUGUAUUUUCAUUUAGUUCUUUUGUUAAAGCAAAAUUUGGUGAUUUUGUUCGUAUUUUCAUCUAGUUCCUCCACGGCAAUUUCAUUUCACGCUCGAGUUUAAAAUACGUUUCCGCCAUUUUGUUUGUUUUGGGAAAAUCAUUAAUUGUACUGCAGUACAAUUAAUGAAAUAAUUGUACUCCUCUCAACCAAUCAGCAUCCAGUAAUUUUGUCAUGCUAAUAAUAAACUUGUUAACAACUUGUUACGUGCAGACGACAUCAGACCAUAGCUAUCUUAUAUACACUAGAUAGUGCAUCUAAUUAUUCUACAAUUCAAAAAUUGAAGCCGUGAUUGCAGACUCAGGAUAUUCCCAUGAAAUGAGAGGAUUCGUAUGUUUUCUAUUUCUUAAACAAGGAACUUAAACAUUAAGUUAAACCUAUUCCAAAUACAUUUUUAAACUAUUCAAAUGAUGAAAGUUAUUGUUGUUUUUUAAGCGUUUAUUAGCGAGUGGGAAACACCAAUAUGGCCGCACCAUCUAUUCAAAUGGGGAUAACCGCUGGAAUAUUCUUGGCUUCAAUUUUACUGAAAGAGAUGCGCUAUCUAGUCUAUAUAAGAUAUCUAUGCAUCAGACUUGUUGGAUCAACUUGUUGCGAGUCUGUUGGCCUCAUCAACCUUGUUUUCAGACUUGUCAACAACUGGGAACAAGCAGCACUGGAAAAAAAUUUGAAAAUCCAUAGAAGGUCAUAGAGUGGAAAUUGUAUGGACCUUUAUUGGAAAUAGCAUGGAUUCUGAUUAUCCAUAAUAAUUGUAUAUUUCCAUACUAUAUGGAUAUAGUAUCGAAAUAGUAUGGAUAUACUAAUAAUACUAUGGAUUUAGUGGUGCAAUUGUAUAAAUUUCAAAGUAUGGUUUUCACAUUUUUUCCCCAGUGCAGUGCGAACACAACUUGUUGCCAAGCUGUGAGAUUUCGUUCUCUUUGUUAUAGAUACGUAUAUUGGCAUGGUUUUAGUCACUGCUGGCGUCGGGAUAUGUGUGGCAGGGAAAACGUGACAUUGUUCAAAACUGAUUAAACACUACAGUAAAAGAUGAAUGAUUACCACUAGACGUGGAAAAAACUGGACCCUCUCUCGUCUUUAGUAUUCUCUUUUGGACAACUUGCAUGUUACGGCUGAUUUCCACUGUUGCGUUUUUCGUACGCACGUAUACACGCACGUAAAACUUUGAAUCCUUCUAUUUUUUAAAUAUUUUACAAAUAAGUUAACAAAUGCAUACUAAAACUUGCGGAACACUAAAUUCUGUUGCUUUAUUUAUUUGGUUAUUUCAUAAGUAACAUUUAAACGAAUUUAAAGUUUUACGUGCGUAUACGUACGUAUGAAAAACGCAACAGUGGAAAUCAGCUUUUAGACUAAAUUUUAAUCUAAGUGAAGAGAAGGGAAUCAAACACCACAGCUAAAAAGAACAUAAUGAAAUUAGUAAAAUUGCAAAAUUUGGUUGCGAAAUGAUAUAAAGCUUGGAAAAUAUAGCCUUGCAAAGUUUGCAAAUUUUGUAUAUGUUUGUAUUACGUGCGGAAAUUGUUACCCGAUUUUCGGCUCAAAAAUGGUAACAAUUUCCGCACGUAAUACAAACAUAUACAAAAUAUGCAAACUUCGCAAGGCUGUAUUUUCCGUAUUUUACAACAUUUCGUGAGAUGCCAACAAAAUCUUCAGUUGAUAUUUACCCAUAACCUAUAUAUGGCAGUACCCUACAUAUAUACAUAAACUUGUGGUUAGAGCUCGACAACUGGCCUCUGUAGCUCAGUUGGUUAGAGCGCUGCACCGGAAUCGUAUAGGGCGGCAGGUUCGCUCCAUUUGCUCCAAGUCUCUCUUUCACUGUCAUUUCGAUCCACUAUAGUGUACAUUACAUGACGUAGCACGGAGGGGCGGAGCGAGAAAGAGAGACUUGUCAACUUCGGAAAAUCUCGGUUCAAAACUGAACCGAAAAUGCAAGACUUGCUUUAAUUGUUUUCCUUCAAUUUCUUUCUGUAUUAUUUACUAUAAUGGAACUCAUGUUAUUUACACUGUGCUAGAUCAAUACAUAUAAACACUG
This is a messenger RNA of Paramuricea clavata, 6887 nucleotides long. Lineage: Eukaryota; Metazoa; Cnidaria; Anthozoa; Malacalcyonacea; Plexauridae. The record is from the annotation of a GenBank genome assembly.